Molecule: messenger RNA, 2386 nt
Organism: Trematosphaeria pertusa
Lineage: Eukaryota; Fungi; Ascomycota; Dothideomycetes; Pleosporales; Trematosphaeriaceae
Exons: 1
Coding region: 207-2207 (666 amino acids)
Source: RefSeq, a predicted model, not a curated record
CGCGCAAGGCCUCGAAUCCUGCGCCGUCACCGGUGCCGUAUUACCACUUCCCAGCCCACUUGUGCUGCAACGCUUCACCACGGAGGAUGCCAGGCUGUGCCCCGACGCUUGGGGCCGCUUCCUCCUUCCCUCCCCUUCUCCUUAACACUUCUCCGCUCAUCAAGCAGCACGGUAGCCUCUAGAUCCUGCUGCUCUCCUCGUUCGACAUGGCUGAACCAGCUUCGUCAAUCAAGUCGCGCAUUGCGGCGCUGAACAUCGAGCAGGUCCACGCGCCCUCGCCUGGGAGUCGCCCCGCGUACAGCUAUGAGCAAGCAACGACGCCGAAGAAGAAGCCACCCCCGCCACCUCCUCCUGCCCCAGGCCAGCGACCGCCGGUUCAACAGAGACAGCAGACUGUGAACAACCCUCCUAUCUUCAGCAAUGCGCCAACAUCAGCGAGGUAUUUGGGAAACCAGCCGGCGCCUGCGAAGCCCGACACGCCGAAGAUAUCGCCCGCACUUCCUCCUCGGCCGCCCCCUCGAAGCGAUUCGAAGCAACCCCCCAGCUUGCCGCCCCGCAAGUCCUCCGAGAAUACUCCCAGUCUACCGCCCCGCAAAUCUUCCGAGUACAGCAUAAGAAGACGAGACUCUACAGAAUCUAUAGCUACGGUAUCUUCGGGGAUAUCGUCGCUUUCUCUAGGUUCCGCGAAAACGGCGUUCAGCAAUGCCACGUCGAACGGUGGGCAGCUCCAUCAAGUACGAGCGCCAGCCUAUGAUCCCUCCAAGCUACCCCCGCUGCCACCGAAAAAGGCGCCUGAGGAUCCUAAGCAGAGCAAAGCGACCUUGAAAGCCAUGAAGUCAACCACAGACGUGCUCGCAAGCAGAUCGUUACCGCCCCAGCUACCAUCUCGGCCACCACUACCUACACGGCCAGAAUCCAAGGCGAAGGACCAUGUUCAGCCAGAAAAGCGUCAGAUACUACCCCCGCCGCGGCGCUCAGCUCUCGACUUUGGAAUGAACAAGUCCACUGAGUUGCCUCCUUCCAUUCCCACUAGUCGACCGUCGGCUGAUUCUUCUCCUUCUCCUGACCCAGGUGCACCUCCGCCUAUUCCAUUAGCGUCUCGCCCGAAUUUGGAUGCUAUUAUGGCCUCGAAACCCAAGCUGGGCGCUACGGCGGCUUGCCUCAAGUGCCGUGACUUCUCCGCUCCUGACAGCCAUGCUGCCCGAUUCUCUCGUAAUAACCUCCCGUCUUCGGACGUAGGCUGGCUUGCAUCUCAGCUGACUUCGUCUUUCCCAUCACCCACCGACAAGGCACGAGCUAUCUUUGUCUGGCUGCAUCACAACGUCGACUAUGACACGCACUCCUUCUUUAGCGGGACCAUCUCUCCUUCUACACCAGAACGGACGAUCACAACGGGACUGGCUGUGUGUGAAGGCUACGCCGGCCUUUUUGCGGCUCUAGCGCUCAAAGCUGGCUUGGAAGCCGUCGUAGUUUCGGGGCAUGGAAAGGGCUUCGGCCAUUCGGCCCUCAAACCCGGCGAUCCCCUUCCUGCGUUCAGUUGUGGUCAUGCGUGGAAUGCUGUACGGAUUGAUAAUGGGGAGUGGAAGCUGAUCGAUGCUUGUUGGGGGGCUGGAAGCCUUGGAUGUGGCAAUACCUAUUCGAGGCAUUUCACGCCUUCCCAAUUCACAAUGGAUAACAACGAUUUCGGCUACUCACAUUACCCCGCAGAUCAGUCGCACUUGUUCCGGACGGAUGGUCGUAUCAUGACCUGGGAAGAGUAUGUCAUGGAUGACAUGGGCGGACGAGUCCAAAUCUACGGAGACCCAGACGACCAUGGCCUUGGAGUCCGCACUUUCCAACCGGCGAUGAGACACCUCAAGGUCCAUGACCCGCACGAUGCACCCGUCGUUCGGUUCCAGUUCGCCACCGUAUGUCCGCACUGGAAUCAUGAGAGAAACGGAAAGGGGAAGCCGUACAUCUUUACCCUCCAUGUGGGUGGCAGGGAUGGCAGGAACUCUCAGCACCUCCCCUUCAAUACGGACGGCAAGGUCUGGUGGUUGGACGUUAACCGCAUUGAGCUCGGCUGCAUGGGUCAGAAGGUCAGCCUCAUGGCUGUCAUUGAGUUUGACGGUCGCGAUGGUAGAGGCCUGACCAUGUCGCAGUAUAAGGCAAGGGUAGGGAGAUGUGCUAUGAAAUGGAGUAGUGUUGCAAUGUGGGAACUGGUUUAAUGCAUGGACACGGGACAUAUGGAUACCCUAAGACCGGACUGGAUUAUUGGUCUGCAUAAUUGCGAUUUGAGUGGCCAUGGUAUUUGCAUUGGGAUUCUGUUCUUUAUAUCAAGACAACCACAUUGAGCGAACGUCAGCGUCAGACCAAAUAGUCGCGCUAAUGUCAAACAAAUAUGCCC